Molecule: messenger RNA, 1399 nt
Organism: Neltuma alba
Lineage: Eukaryota; Viridiplantae; Streptophyta; Magnoliopsida; Fabales; Fabaceae
Product: methyltransferase-like protein 6
Exons: 8
Coding region: 1-1083 (360 amino acids)
Source: RefSeq, a predicted model, not a curated record
AUGGGUUAUGGUAUGAGGUCCAAGAAUUCAGCGUACGCCCCUUGUGGUAGCAUGUACUUGAUUUUAUGUAUAAGCAAAGGCGUCAGGGCGGGGUUUAGUUGCUCCUCUCUGGCGCGGCGGAUUCAGAGAAUGAGCUGCGAAGCACAAUACUUUUCCAAGGACUUUGAGUGGGAAGAAUUAAGGGCAGAGAUCGAAGCAGACCCUUGUUUUCGUUACCACUUGCUCCCAUUUGAGCCGUCUUCUUCUUGGAGACAAGCAGAAACCGACGUGAAUGCCUGGGAGCAGUUUCACAGCCGUCAUUCCUCCGGAAAAUUCUUCAAGGAGAGACGAUAUUUGGUGAAGGAAUUCCCUGAACUGCUUUCUUGUGGAAAAAACGCAGUUUUGGAAGUAGGUUGUGGCAACGGAAGUACUGCUCUUCCCAUUUUACGAGCCAACAAAGAUGUUAUUGUUUAUGCAUGCGACUGUAGUAGCAAGAGUUUGAAAAGAGCACAAGAAGUUAUAGGUUCUGCUACAAUUGGCUCUUUUGAAGACCGUUUCCACACAUUCUGUUGUGAUGUUUCCACUAAUGGAUUUCCCCAGUGGUUGGCAUGCAAUUCUUGCCGAAAUAAGUUUUUGCAAAAGCAGCCAAACUGCUUGUCAGAGUUCAAGGAGGGCAAUGAACCAUGUUUUACCAAUACAUGUUCACCAGAUGAAUGUGAUGGUUGUACUGGUGGAGUAGAUUUUGUAACUUUGAUAUUUACUCUAUCAGCAGUACCACUGGAAAGAAUGUUGAGGUCCAUCAAGGAGUGUUUUGCUGUGUUGAAGCCUGGAGGAAUGGUAUUUUUCAGGGACUAUGGUCUGUAUGAUAUGACCAUGCUUCGAUUUGAGCAAGCUAAGAGAGUUGGAUUCAGGGAAUACAAGCGAUCAGAUGGCACCCAUUCAUAUUUCUUCUGUUUAGAUACUGUCAGAGACCUAUUUGUUGGUGCAGGCUUCACUGAGCUCGACCUUGAUUAUUGUUGUGUCAAGUCCGUGAAUCGCCAGCAAGGGAAGAGCAUGCGAAGGGUGUGGGUUCAUGGGAAGUUUCAGAAGCCUAAGUUUGUUUAGAGUUGUCUAAGAAUAUUUGCGAAGUGACAUGUAAGUUCUGGAGAACGUAUACGCACUGGGAGAAGAGAUGGAAGAAAAGGGGAAACCUUUAUGGUUUGCAGUCCAGUGAUGGAAGUUUACUGAUGCAAGAUCCACCGUUUUCUGAAUACAUGAACCAGCCACCCCCCCCCCCCCAAAAAAAACCCCGGGGUGAAAAAACCCAAGGCAGCGUUGUUUGCUCUUCAUUGGUUAUCUCGUCUGCAUUUGUUGAUUUACAAGUGUACUGUGACUAUUUUCACCCAAAUAUAAAAAAGGUGUAUUUGACUGAGGCUGAGUA